GUCGUAACUGCGGCACUCUGAAAAGUGUGCGUCUCCGUCAGGACUACAACGUCUUGCCAAACUACCUGUGUGGGUCUUUGUGGGCUCAGACAUGGACUUAAGCAGCCUCCUAACCCAGGGUUUGUCCAGCUCAACAGACCCAACCCACCUCCAUGCGGAGCUGUGGGCUGACUUCAUGUCAAAGGUUAUGUCUGCCUGGCUGCCUCUGGUCAUGGCGUCAGUAGUGGUAGGGAGAGAGUUGUUCGGUUCGGGUACAAAGUGCUUCCCCAUAGAUCUGACAGACUCCCAGCCUGGUACAAACGGGACGUUGGAAUCUAACAUCAGCCACACACCUAAACCUGUCAUCAAUGAGAUAUCAGACUACUCCAGGCAACUAGCAGAGUACGUGGACAUUUACUGUGCGAAACAGGAUCGUUACGAGAGUUCCACAUUGUUCAAUUACCAACUCUUUACCAUGAUGCUUGUUAUUCAGGCAGCUGUACUUUAUGGCCCCGUGUUGUUAUGGAACAUCAAGCCAGCCAGAAAGGUCCUCUGUCACCUUAGAUUUCUAAUACAUAACAUAGAUCUGUUAUACCAGGGUCUUAAAGAGGGUGUUGAUUCAUCCACAAAGAGUGAAAAGCAAAAAGACCUGAAAUAUAACAUUGGUAUCUGGCAAAAUUCUUGCUCAUUGUAUAUCUAUUACUUGUUAAAGCAAUUCACUACUGUAGUGCUGUCAAUCACUUUCAUUACAGUUUACAGCACAAUUCCAUCUUUAUCCAUGUCUAACAUACAUGAUGAGUUUUUGUGUUCUGUCAAAGAGAAGUUUACAGUGGAUUGUGCUGUGCCUUCAGCAAUGGUCCAUAGAUGUGUUUGGGGGGCUAAUCUAGCACUGCUUUGUCUUAUUGCUAUCUCUGUUAUAAGUCACAUUGGUAGUCUUCUGUGUGAUUGCUGUUAUGGUAGUCAUAAACCGUUUAGAGAACUAGGCAUCUUAGUCAAUCUGCCAGCAUACGAUGCCCACCUCAUAUAUGUGUUUCUUAAAGCCAACAUUGAGUCCGUUGAAAAGUACAACUAUGUGAGACAACUUAAAGAAGUUAAAUCAGGGGAUCCACCUCCAGCAAACACACAAGUUACCACACCUAACCCAAUACAUCGAGCACUAGACCUAAUCCAGGCUCACCUUUGCUGUUGUCGAUGUUGUGAUACAGAGGAGGCGCCUAACCCAUCAGGCACAUCAAUUGCUCCUACAGGUAACCCAACAAACUUGACAAACACACCAGGAUCUGACCCAAAUUCAAGCCCAUAUUUGGCAGAAACAACAGUGUGAUACAUGGAUAAUAAGCAUUUUGAUGACUUUGAUCUGUUUGUAUAGCCGUUAAAACCGCCCUUUGGUGUAACACGCCAGCUUCGCAGGCACGCAGCAGCAGCUGGCUACAUUACACCAGACGACCUGUUACCUUGAUGUCAUAUAAUGCUGCUAAACCUGGUGCAAUGACCUUAUAUUAUAGAGUGCUUUCAUUCCAUUUGGUAUGUGUUCAAUUUAAGUUGUAUGAGAGAGUUUUAUUAUUGGAUAAUUGCUUUCUCAGAGUCUGCAUAGCACUCAGGAAAUUUGCCUAUUAGUAAGUUAAUUACAUUAAUAUCAAAUGUCAUACAUGGACUGCAUUAAUGUUUGAUACAGGUGUUCUGGCCCAUGUCUUAACUACCGGAUGGCCUGGGGUUCUAUUUUAUUAUCACACGGGCUUCUUGUAAUUCCGUACAUUGCUUUUUCAAUGAUGUUUUGUACCUUUCAAUUAUUUUGGGGUCAAACCUUUAUUUAGCAGUUUCAAAUUUAAGUUGAAAAUGUUGAUACAAAUGUAUGAUUGUGGACACCUAGUGAAAUAGUCUUAGAGACUAAUUUUGGCAGUUGUAAUGUUUGGUAAUGCUUCCAUGUAUCUCAUUAAUUCUUUGAUUCUUUAGAGAGUAUGAUCAAUUUCCACACAGUGUGAUGAAUCACUAGAAGCUAAUGAUAGAUGUAAGUAUGAUAAGUACAUGUAUAUAGUGUACCUUAAAGAGUUGUUUCUCGGGAUCCUGUUUUACUUAAUGAAUAUAGCAAAUUGAAUGAAUUCAAUUUUUUUGCCGGGCCAGCAAAGCUGCUAAAUGCUCUUAAGAUUGAUUGUUUUAUUGAUGUGUGACUUUCUCUGUUUGUGUAUAGAUUAAUUUUUUUUCUCGGAUCUCAUUGUAAAACAGACACAAAGUGGCUCACCCUUGUUAAACAAACAGAAAUAGAUAUUAUCAAUCAAUAAAUUCUCAUCAUAAUCUGUCAGUCCCUAUCAAAAGCUGCAUGGUGAUUGGCAUUAAGUUGUUCAGUUUUCAUAUAGAAUUACAGUCCAUGAACAGUGCACACGUUUUGUUUAAACUGCAUGUUCCACUGCUGCAGGAUCUAGGUGAUUUUUACACUGUCAGUUAUUCACAAAAACUGAAAAGCUCUUAGUCUAAAAACAACAAAAACUAAUAACAGAUACAGUUGCUGUGAUGUGCACUGUAUAGUUUAUUACAUUGACGUCCAACAAAAGUGAACAAUAAUGUUGAACAUACAUUUUUGUACAGGUCUACAUGCAUAUGUACAGU
Branchiostoma belcheri (Belcher's lancelet) is the source of this 2583-nucleotide messenger RNA. RefSeq lists its product as uncharacterized. The coding region runs from base 92 to 1303 and encodes 403 amino acids. Gene Ontology annotation, molecular function: channel activity. The record is from RefSeq and is a predicted model, not a curated record. Lineage: Eukaryota; Metazoa; Chordata; Leptocardii; Amphioxiformes; Branchiostomatidae. The transcript is spliced from 4 exons. Gene Ontology annotation, biological process: monoatomic cation transport; positive regulation of interleukin-1 production.